This is a messenger RNA of Notodromas monacha, 4257 nucleotides long. The record is from the annotation of a GenBank genome assembly. NCBI's taxonomy places the organism in Eukaryota, Metazoa, Arthropoda, Ostracoda, Podocopida, Cyprididae.
AAUUACUUGGCACUUUCAAGUGCGCUUCCUCUGCAGGAAUACGUGGAAGUGUUGAAUUCAUCAUGUUGUUCUUAGAAGAAGCAUGAGGCGUGCCGUUCGGCUCUGCGGCUAGCUCCGUAUUCGAAAUUAAGCGAGAGAUUUCGUCAAGCAGGUUGGCCACCGCCUCGGUGUGAUUCUCCCGGAAGAAGUCAGAACCUUUAGGAGCAUGGAUUGUUCUCAGCUUUUAGCGAUUAUUUGUACGCUAAUCUCGAUUUGCUCAGCGGUCGAGCUUACUUUCGAACUUCCGGAUAAUGCAAAAGAAUGCUUUCACGAAGAAAUCCAGAAGGAUACGCAAAGCACGUUGGAGUUCCAGGUUGUCACGGGUGGCCAUUAUGAUGUAGAUGUUACGAUCGAGUCUCCGACUGGCCAGAUUCUGUACCAGCAAGUCAAGAAACAAUUCGAUUCAUUUCCGUUCAAGGCGGAUGUCACUGGACCUUACUCAGUUUGUUUCUCGAAUGAGUUCUCAACUUUUAGCCACAAACUAAUCUACAUGGAUUUUCAAGUGGGGGACGAAGCCCCGCUGCCUGGUCUGGGUGAGCAUCACACUGCGAUGACGCAGAUGGAGUCAGCUGCUCAAAUAAUCCACGAAAACCUGAACACUGCGUUAGAUACUCAAACGUACUUCCGCCUUCGGGAGUCUCAGGGGCGGAAAAGAGCUGAAGACCUUAACGAACGGGUUUUGUGGUGGUCUGCGGGACAGACGAUAGCUAUUUUAUUGAUUGGUGUUGCUACGUGUCGUGAGGGCUUGGAUGGAUCAGCAAUUUUAAUUGAACACGUGCUGCGGCGAGAUCAGUGCUGGGAAGAAUAUCUGUAUUUGCAAGGCAUGGAAGACAUUUAUGGGAAAGAACUGAGCGACGAUCGACGUCAAGCCAUUGAGCAUUUUAAAAGCAUCUUCGAAAAUCCCCGAUCGAGUUUUCUGGAGGGACUGACUUAUACCAGUACUGAAUAUUCGCGUGGGGCUCUCAACUUGACUUGUUCGUCGGGUACUGUAGUCAAAGAGUCGAUCGGAUUUUCGGAUGCAAAUGAUACCAGCUUGAAUGAGGACAUGCUCGUGACGUUGCUUUUGCGAGUGAAGAGAAUUCGCGAUGACGACGAACCGGUUCCCGGAGCAUUUUCUAUGUCACCGUCGAUCACUAUAAAAAUGCGGGGUGAACACGGUUUUCUUUCAGCCGUGGAUUGGCCACUUCUUCCUUUCUAUGCCACGAUGUGCACGAUCUACGUUUUGUACGCGAUUGCUUGGAUGACUUUGUGCUUCAUGCACUGGAAAGACAUCUUGCAAGUACAAUAUUGGAUCGCUGCAGUGAUCGUGAUGGGAAUGACGGAAAAGGCAGUCUUUUAUGCCGAAUAUUCGAGCGUUAAUUCAACCGGCAAAUCCAUUAGCGGUGCAGUCGUGGCUGCAGAAAUCGUGUCCGCGUUGAAGCGAGCGCUUUCGAGAAUGCUCGUGAUCAUCGUUUCCAUGGGAUUCGGGAUCGUGAAGCCAAGGCUGGGACAAAUGAUGCCGAGAGUUUUCCUGGCUGGAGGACUGUAUUUCGUGCUCGGUUCGGUGGAAGGAUGUCUACGAGGGUUGAGGCCAAAGAACGAUGCCUCGGGUGACCUAUUCGUGACACUAGUUCCACUGGCACUUCUCGACUCCGUCAUUUGCUGGUGGAUUUUUGCGUGUCUCGUUCAGACCCUUCGAGCCCUGAAGCUCAGAAGGAAUAUUGCCAAAACGUCUCUUUAUCGUCACUUUGCCAACACGUUGGCAUUCGCUGUUAUCGCGUCGGUGGUGUUUAUGUUGUGGUCGGUGAGGUACCACAGAAUGGAACUUUGUUUGCAGAGCUGGAAAGGGUUGUGGCUAGACGAGGCUUUCUGGCACAUGCUUUUCUCUCUCGUGCUUUUGGUUAUUAUCGUGUUGUGGCGACCGACGAAGAAUAAUCGAAGGUACGCGUUCUCCCCUAUUCUGGAUAGGGGAGAAGAUGAGGAGGACGAAGAAGGAGAUGAUGAACAGUUGUUGUUUUCCGCUGCGGAAGAGCGAGGGAUGCGUGUUAGGAAGAUGUCAGGUGCACGACAGCUCAGUCCUGGUGAUAAGCUAAAGCAGAAAGAAGAACGUAAGAAGAAAGAGCUUGAGUCCAAUGAAUGGAACUCGACGAAUUUGCCUCCUUCUUUUGCUGAUGCCGCAAUCCCGGCGUUGAUUGAUUCGGAGGAGGAACUUGUGAGCACGAGGCUCGAGUUGUCAAAAGUGGACUAGUCAUCGUUCAUUCCAACAACGUUCAGUUGUAUCCUUUGGUUGACUGGAAACAAAAGUUGCACAGUUGGUUGGUAUGUACACGUUGUUGUGCUAGUGUUUUCCAUUCAAAUUACCUGCACGCAAUUUUUAUAUUGAGAUACCGGAAAGAAAUCAAAGUCGACGAAGUUCUCCUGUCCUUUUUGUGUUUUUGAAGAUCCGAAGAUUUCAAGUAAUUCCUGUGGAAAUGGAGAGACGAACCAGUUUUCUCAUAGUAUAUGAACACAUUUUUGACAUGACCUUCAAGUUAGACGCAUUUUUUCGAGCUUCCAUGAGAGUGCUUAAUGAUGCGAAUGGCUCUCCUAAAAUUGUAUCCCGUCAUGUAGACGUGCAGUGACGAAAGAACGGUACCCAGAAAAUAAGCCUACUAAACUGUAAAACGAGGCAAGCCUGAAGUUUUUCAUUUGGUCCAUUAUAAUUUACUUAGAAACAGUACUUAGAGGAAGUGAAAAGUCAGCCUGGAAUUUAAUCUUCACAAAUAUGUAUGCUUCUGGUGGACGGAGGAUUCAAAUUCAAAAUUUUGGGCAAAUUAAUGCUACUACUAGACAAUUCCCGAAGCAAAUAAUAAUUUGGCUAUGACUAGAAUCAUCUCUGGAAGCAUUGAAACAAGUUGAAAGCUUUUUGAGAAAAGCAUUUAAGCCAUGAGUUCGGUACUCUUCAAAUAUACAUUAUUUUUUAUUUAAUUUGCCGCGAAAGAAAUUAAAGAAUUUGGGAAAACGCAGUGGAGGACUCAUACGACUGAUGAAAAAUCGCCCGAUGAUUGGUUUCUGUGAAGAAUGAAAUACUUUCACAGAAACGUACCAAAUGAUAGUCGCUUUGUGCCUGUUGAAUUCAAAGCGAGAUUUCAGAAUAAUGAGUAGAAUUAAUUUGUCUUUCUGGAAUGAAGAGGGCGGAAUUUAUGGCGAUCUAGUUGAAUGCGUAAGAUUGCUUUCAAAAGAGGAUAACUGAAAAAGUUAAGCUUCAUCCGUUGUAUUUAUUGUGAUUUUUUUUAUGAAAGUUGCGUGCCGAGUUUUUUGAACUUGAGGAAAAUGCUCAGCACAAUAGACCAGGGGUGUGAUGCGUCAUCUGUCGGUGGUUUUGAAGGGAUUUUUCGAGUCGUGAUCUCGAUGCGCACGUUUUCUCAAGUCACUGAUUUGAAGUAUUCGAAAUGUCCGAUACCCAUCCAAAUGGUUCAUAUUUUCUUGCCUACGUUUUAUGAAUUCAUCCUCGCGAGAAGGGAUUUAUGAGAAUUCAUCCUGGUAAGACGGUUUUUUGUUUUGUUUUUGCUUAUGUGACUCGCCUGUACUCAAAAUUAACCCGCUUGCUUUGAAAUGUCGUUUCCGGGCGAGAAUUUUCGUUGAGUUGAUAUUUUUUCUUGGAUCCUUUUUCCUAGAGUCGUGGUUUCAACAGAAAAUUACUGAAAUUCUGGUGAACGGUUCGAGCAUUGAAACUCGAACGUCGUGAGAAAUAGCACAAGAAGUGAAGGCGUGAGGAACAGUUGCCAAGAUGCCCCCUAUUGAAAAAAUUGCCUUGAAAGACAAAAGUAUGGUUGAAAAUGAUCGCAUUCCAAAAGAGCAACUGAAACAACUUCGUAACGCAGAUUCAGAAGGGUAGAAAAUAUUUCAGAAGUGGAAGAGAAGGUUGUUACUGUGAGGGGAAUUUUCUAGCCUUUUUUUUUUUUUAAAUCGACGAAGUGCUUGCUCGGGUUUUUCUCCCCAUUUUCGCUUGAAUCGGCGUUUUUACUCGAAUCGUGUUGAGGCACCGGAGUUUUGUGAUGUUCCCGCAGUUUUUCUUUGUGAUUUGGAUUUGCUGAAAUUGGCGAAAAAGCAUCUGCGCAAAUGUAUGCUGUUGCGUAUCCGUGCGUUUAAAAUUUCUGUUGACUUGCGGAAAAAACGCCAUUUUGAUGGAUGGGAUCUAUUCUAAUUGUAGGCAAUUCCAGUUGUUCGACAUAUAUUUUCCCGGGAAUUCUAGGCAUC